Molecule: messenger RNA, 1533 nt
Organism: Talaromyces atroroseus
Lineage: Eukaryota; Fungi; Ascomycota; Eurotiomycetes; Eurotiales; Trichocomaceae
Exons: 5
Coding region: 1-1533 (510 amino acids)
Biological process (GO): pectin catabolic process
Cellular component (GO): extracellular region
Molecular function (GO): polygalacturonase activity
Source: RefSeq, a predicted model, not a curated record
AUGCGCAGUGCGCUCUUCCUUUCCUUUUUUCUCCCCCUGGCUCUGGGGUGCGACAAUCCUGCCGAACAUGCCUGUGCAGCUGUUUACACUGCCUCCAGAUCUGCCGUAAAUGAGUUCUGUGCCACUUUUACCACAGAAACGGUUACAGCAACCACUGGCUUACCGGAGUGGGCUUCUGCGUGCUCGUUUGAACCAAAGAAACUGUCCAGUGCCUGCAGUUGCCUUGGAACAGCCUGGACUACGACUUCUGCCGAUGCGACUGCAACUAGUUCAAUCCCUACAGCCACGAGUCCCACUGAGUCUCUCACCGUAGUGAGCUCGAGUGCUCAAAGUACUCUGCUCACCACCACACGCCCUGCUUCUCGCAGCACGGUCUCGGCUACCGUUCCAACAUCGACUGCAAGCCCUACUACAACUAGUUUCUCGUCUUCAACCUCCGUCUCAACAGUUUCCGCGGCCCCAGUUACGACAGCCCCUACCGUGGCGACAGAAUCCGCAUGUGUAGUCACUGAGUAUGCUUCAAUCUCGUCUGCAGUGAAGUCCUGCACCAAUAUUGUCUUGUCCAACAUAUCUGCGCCACCAUCGAGUACAAUUAACCUGCAAAGUCUCCAGACUGGUGCUACUGUUACUUUCGCCGGUACAACAACCUUUGGCGACACGUACGACAAGGACUUCGACACCAUUGUUAUUUCUGGCACCAAUGUGACCAUCACCGGUGCCGAAGGACAUGUGAUUGAUGGUAACGGACAGGCCUAUUGGGAUGGCAAGGGUUCCAAUGGGGGUCAAGCCAAACCAAACCAUUUCAUCGUUGUCAAGGACUUCUACUACUCCGAGAUCACGAAUCUUAACAUCCAGAACUGGCCUGUUCACUGCUUCGAGAUCGAGAAUGUCGAGCAUGUCACUAUUGCUGGUCUUCUCUUGAACAACACUGCUGGUGACGAACCCAACGAUCGUAGCGGCAAAAAGGCAGCGGCACACAAUACCGAUGGAUUCGACAUUUCAAAGAGCGAACACGUCACUCUGCAGGACACCUCGGUAUACAACCAAGAUGACUGUGUUGCCGUCACUAGUGGCAGCCAAAUUGUGGUUAGCAACAUGUACUGCUCCGGUGGCCAUGGUCUAAGUAUUGGAUCAGUUGGUGGAAAGAGCGACAAUACCGUAGAUGGAGUUACAUUCGAGAACUCUCAAAUUGUCAACAGUGAAAAUGGAUGUCGAGUCAAGUCCAACGCGGAGACCACUGGAAGUGUCAGCAAUGUCAUCUACCAAAACAUCACUAUUUCCGACAUCACCGACUACGGCAUCGACGUACAGCAAGACUAUCUCAAUGGCGGUGCAACGGGCAAACCUACCACCGGCGUUCCCUUCACUGGAUUCUCUUUCAUCGACAUCACCGGAACGGUAACUGACGACGGCAAAGACUACUACAUUCUUUGCGGUGAUGGCAGCUGCUCUGAUUUUACCUUUAGCGGGGUCUCGAUCACCGGCGGUGGCAAGACUAGCAGCUGCAAUUAUCCUGACAGUGGCUGUCCUUGA